AUGAAAAAAUUGCCUCCAAUUCAGCUCGAACCACGAGGAACCAAAAAUGGCGGAGAUGAAUUCUCAGGUCUUCAUUGUUGUUCCGCCUUCUUUCCCGCCGUAGAUCAUUCUCUACAACCCAUUUUCUGCAAAUUUCUCACCGACCCAUUUCCUCGUUUGGCUUACUUGAUCUCGGGCUCCGCCGGGGAUGGGAAGAGCUUGAAGAGAGCUCUUAAGGCUCUGUACCAUCCGAGGAAUCAGUACGUGGUGCAUUUGGAUUUGGAAGCUCCGGCAGCUGAGCGGCUGGAAUUGGCUGAUUUUGUGAACAAUGAACCGAUUUUUAGGAGUGUGGGUAAUGUGAGGAUGAUAUUGCGGGCGAAUUUGGUUACUUAUAGAGGGCCAACGAUGGUUACUAAUACACUUCACGCGGCGGCGAUUCUGUUGAAGGACGGUGGAGAUUGGGACUGGUUUAUUAAUCUCAGUGCUUCUGAUUAUCCUCUGGUCACUCAAGAUGAUCUGCUUCAUACUCUGAUACCCAUUCCAAGAAAUCUGAACUUCAUUGAGCAUACGAGUGACAUUGGAUGGAAGGAGUACCAGAGAGCCAAACCUGUUAUAAUUGAUCCGGGUUUGUAUAGCCUUCGUAAAUCAGAUGUCUAUUGGGUUUCGGAAAAACGGAGCAUCCCAACAGCAUAUAAAUUGUUCACAGGCUCUGCAUGGAUGAUGCUCUCUCGCCCUUUUGUGGAAUACUGUUUGUGGGGAUGGGACAAUCUCCCAAGAGUAGUCCUCAUGUAUUAUGCGAACUUCCUCUCAUCCCCUGAAGGCUAUUUUCACACUGUCAUUUGCAACGCCAAUGAGUUUCGCAACACCACGGUCAACCACGACCUUCAUUUCAUCUCGUGGGACAAUCCUCCGAAGCAACAUCCCCACUUUCUCAACCUUAACGACUUCCAGCAUAUGGUGGAUAGCAAUGCACCCUUCGGGCGAAAGUUUGGUCACAGUGAUCCAGUCCUUGACAAAAUUGACUCUGACUUGCUGAGCUGCAAUUCUGACGGAUAUUUUCCUGGCGACUGGUUCAAUUUGUUUCAAAAUAGCACUACUUCAAGUAUACACGACAUAACAAACACUACCAAUUUAAGGCCAGGACCCGGUGCCGAAAGGCUUAAGCAUCUGAUUGAUGGUUUGAUAACAGCACCUGAUUUUCACACUUCACAUUGUGUGUAGCAUAGGUAAGCUCUGAGAUGAGUGCCGGGACGGGCGGGAGAGUGUACAGUUAACUGUUAACAAAGCUGCUGUAGGGAAGGAAAAGUCUCACUGCCUUUCUGGACAACAUGCUUUGGCUUAGAUUCUUAUGUAGAGGUAUAAUAAUUUUGUAGUUCAAUAGCAGCAGCAGCAGCAUAGCUGCUCCUCUUCUAAUAAAACUAUAAAAGUAGUUUUUAUGAUUAAACAUAUAGAGAUGCCAUAGUAUUAGGCAUUGAUGAAUGCAAUGUUCUUUGCAAUUGGCUGAGUGAUUAGUUUUCUUUUGCA
This is a messenger RNA of Cucumis melo (muskmelon), 1503 nucleotides long. Its product is annotated as beta-glucuronosyltransferase GlcAT14B-like. Lineage: Eukaryota; Viridiplantae; Streptophyta; Magnoliopsida; Cucurbitales; Cucurbitaceae. Bases 1 to 1200 code for a protein of 399 amino acids. The record is from RefSeq and is a predicted model, not a curated record. Gene Ontology annotation, cellular component: membrane. Gene Ontology annotation, molecular function: glucuronosyltransferase activity. The transcript has 7 exons.